Molecule: messenger RNA, 919 nt
Organism: Moneuplotes crassus
Lineage: Eukaryota; Ciliophora; Spirotrichea; Euplotida; Euplotidae
Source: the annotation of a GenBank genome assembly
CAUUAUGUGGCCUAAGAACUUACAUUUCUUGCUGUGGGUCUUCUGAGCCUACUCCUUGGUUAUUCUUAUUCUUAGUAUCAUCUGAUAUUUUAAGAUCAGAAAAGCUCAGAUGCAGACUAAAACUACAGGAAUUAUCAUUUACUCUUUAUUGACUUUGCAAAGUUUAUUAAUGAUUGUCACCUUUGGAGGGCUAUCAGCUCAUGAGUUUCCUUGGCAACCAUCCCUAUCUUCAUGGAGCUGGAAUAAUAUCGAGAGGUUACACAUUAUGCUAUUUGGAAUCUUCGAAUUCACAACGGUCGUUUUCAAUCUUUUCCCAUUUUAUUUAACUUUUAUAUUGAUGAAAGAAGGACAUACUCAUCUUCUAAUCAUGGAUCCUCUUGUACCGACAAGUUACCCUGCUAAAGUACUUAAAAAUCUUACUUUGCUAGGAAUAUUUUUGGCUUACUUGGGAGGGGUCUCAUACCUUUCUUACAGACUAAUGGCUAAUACAUUGCGCCCAGAGAACUAUUUCUUUAUUGUUUUUUGAGCAACUAUUUGAGGAGCAGCUGCUAGUCUUUUCUUCUUUAUUCUUUACAUAUUCCUAUAUUCAGGAGAAAAUAUGGUCAACAGUAAAUUCAAGUUAGCCUUUGCUUUACUAAUUGUAUGAAAUGCCAUCUGGACAGUAUGAAGGCUAUAUCGAGGAAUUCAUGGAAUUAUCAAUAAUAACCUAAUGCUUGAAUUGAUUCGAGAACAAAGCGAUCUAUCAGUAACUUGGAGAGGAGUUGUAUUUUUCUUUUCAACCUUAUUUCCAUAUGCAACACUUGUAUCUGGACUGGUUACACCUUUAUUUUUUCUGAAGCAUACUAAAAACACAGAAUAUGAAAGUAUCAAUCAAAUCUAUUCUGAAGAUGUUGGAGAAAACUCGAACCAAGGAUAAGCC